Molecule: messenger RNA, 531 nt
Organism: Elephantulus edwardii (Cape elephant shrew)
Lineage: Eukaryota; Metazoa; Chordata; Mammalia; Macroscelidea; Macroscelididae
Product: developmental pluripotency-associated 5 protein-like
Exons: 4
Coding region: 1-531 (176 amino acids)
Biological process (GO): regulation of gene expression
Cellular component (GO): cytoplasm
Molecular function (GO): mRNA binding
Source: RefSeq, a predicted model, not a curated record
AUGGCCUUCCUCGAGCUCUUCGAGAGGGUCAACGAGGUGCUUCUGGAGGUCCGAGUGACAGACCCUGCCGCCGACGCCGAGAUUACCAUCUUCGGGCGCAGGAAGUACCAGGAGCGCGCCGAGUGGCUGCUGCAGGCCAUGGCCGACAGGCACUUUAAGAUGGAAGGGCGUCUGCAACGGAAAGACAUCCCGCCUUGGGUGAAAGUCCCCGAAGACUUGAAAGCUCCGGAGACGUUCGAGGUCCCAACGAACUUGCUGACGCUGGUAUUUGGCCCAAAUGGAUCCCGAAUCCCCUACCUUGAGCAAGUGAGCCAGACUAUGCUCGAGCUGAAGGUUCUGGAAUGCUCGAACUUCACCAGGGUGGUGGUCUAUGGUCCUGAAGUGUACAAGUUACGGGCCAAGGGGAUGUUUCAGUCUCUGACCGAGUGGCACCGCCUUCGACAAGAGCGAGGGAUGCAGAGACUUGAAGAAGCCAUGAACACCCUGGAAUUAGGCCUUGGAUUGAGUGAAGGUUUUAGCCACGGUGACUAG